Naegleria fowleri is the source of this 1488-nucleotide messenger RNA. RefSeq lists its product as uncharacterized. The record is from RefSeq and is a predicted model, not a curated record. The transcript has a single exon. Bases 1 to 1488 code for a protein of 495 amino acids. NCBI's taxonomy places the organism in Eukaryota, Heterolobosea, Eutetramitea, Acrasida, Naegleriidae.
AUGAGAUAUGAUAACAAUUAUGCAGGAAGUGCAUUGAAUUUUGAACAUGAGGCUUAUCAACUAUCGGUAGCCCUUGCAUUCCGAAAUACAAUAGGAGAUCAAAGCUCUUGCAGUUUACUGACCUUAGAAAUCGAACAAUUACAUUCCAUUGUUUCUAGCGAGACCAUAUUUAAGAACCGCUUACUUGCCAUUAAUCAACUCAUUGAAAGAAAAGAAGCCUAUGCGUUGUUGUUAGAAGUUGCUUGUGACCACUAUAGAACUAGUGUUUCCAAAUAUCACAAAAAACCAAAUUUUCAUGAGAUUUUAGAGGAAGAUUUCGGUAGUCAAUUAGCAAAGCUUAAUGAGAGCAAAUAUUAUGCAUGCUCUCUGAUCGGGUCGUCUCAUUCCAGUACCUUUUCAUUAAUAUUUAAGCGAAUAUAUUUGGAGACUGUUUUACCAAAUAUCAAAUUUUCAUUAAUUGAAAAACUUCCUUCUAACAUUGUACUUCCUUUCCCUCCGACACACUUUUAUUUAUUUGAACAAAUUAUUGACGAACUACACACAUUUUGUGACACUAACAACCACAGUAUAACCUUUGAAAGCGAACAUGGAUUAUUAUCUUACAUUGCUUAUCAUUAUGAAUCAACAACAAGAUUAACUAGUGCAAUAAUGAACAAGAAAGUUCAAUACAAGAUUCGUCUUCAGGACAUUUUGGACUUUAUAACUUUUCAUUCUGAUAAGUGGAUGGACAUUGUUUCCUUAACCAAGAUAUAUCUAGAACAAAAUCCAUCGAACUUGGAACCUGUUGCAUCUUUACUCAACAGAAUUUUUGUUAAGCGCAUUACAUUUGAAACUCAAUCUCUCUUAAUUGAAAUGAUGAUAGAAAAUUUUGAAGAAAUGGCAGAGCUGUUGCGGGAGCAACCUUUUCAUUUGCUUCAUUCUUUAUGCUGUAAUUAUUAUCAACAUUUGUUUGAUUAUGAAUCAUCCUUGGCUACUUCUGAGGAGCAAUUGGAGCGAAAUCUAAAAGUUCUCUCUGAAAAUUUCAAACAGAUGGUACAAUAUUUAAUGUCGAAAGGAAUUCACAAACCAUGUAAGGACAUGAAAAUUAUUGAAUCUAUUUUAUCUUCCCGAGUGAAAUGGUUUUUCAAAGACAAUCCUUACAACAACAUUCCUUCCACUCUUGUGGGUACCAUGAAUUUCUUGAAUUUUGAUCUAUCAGCAACGGAAAUUGUCGAUAUUGCCUCCCUUAUUGAGAGGAAUCACUUUGAUUGUCCUCAAAUGAUGUUUUAUAGCUCGAUGAAAAUCGAUUCUGCAUUUGCGAAUCAACAGUGGGUAGAAUGUUUUUCCUAUUUGUGUGAACUAUUUGACAAGAGUCAUGUUUCAACGUCCUCAAAACUAUUCGACUUUAAUAUUUCUCCCUUAGAAGAAUAUUCCUUGACCAAUUUUAAGAAUGAAUUUUAUUCAAGCCUUGUCGUUUGUUUUUUUGAAAGGAUGAAACUUCUUCCAUGA